Talaromyces rugulosus is the source of this 438-nucleotide messenger RNA. RefSeq lists its product as uncharacterized. The coding region runs from base 1 to 438 and encodes 145 amino acids. The record is from RefSeq and is a predicted model, not a curated record. NCBI's taxonomy places the organism in Eukaryota, Fungi, Ascomycota, Eurotiomycetes, Eurotiales, Trichocomaceae. The transcript has a single exon.
AUGAAGUUCACUCAGGUCCUCGUUCUUCUCGCCACCUCCUCGACGGCCCUUGCCGCACCUGUCGCAGACACAAAGUCCAUGAUGGCUGCCAGCCCAGAAUGGACCAUCCAGAGCCUGAAGCGCGUCUGCGCCGCCAACAACUCUUCUUGCUCCUGGACCUUUGGCAUUUAUGACGGUGUCAAUACUCCUACUGCCUGCACCUACGUGGUCACUGCCCCGAAUGCCUCUGAGGCUAACGGCGGCCCUUCAGACUGUGGUGUUUAUACUGUAACGUCGGGUUGGAGCGGUCAAUUCGGUCCAGGCAAUGGCUUCACUACCUUGUCUGUUGUUGACAACAAAAAGCGCCAGAUUAUUUGGCCCGGUUACACCGAUAAGCAGCUUGAUGGCGGUAAUGUGGUCACGCCCGAUCAGAGUUACGCUCCUACUGCUCUCCCUUAG